UAUUGGUUGGCGUUUGGUUCUAUGUGCUAAUGUUUAUUUACAUUUUUUAAUAUUGUUAUUAUAAGAAAGAAAACACAUUUUUUGUGGCAAUUAUGGAAUUUAGAAAUAAAGAUCCUGGAGCCGUACAAUUUGGAAAUUUUAUAAAUUAUUAUCAAUUCAACUCUGCCGAAGAAAGACUAAAAUUAUUGCCUUCACAAUAUUGGCUGCCGGAAGAUGAGAACGAAUCAUCAUUGGAACCCUAUCUCGUACUAGAUGUUGGUUGCAAUUCUGGUGUUUUUACACAACUAUUACAAAAGUUCCUAAGUAGUUUAAUGCCACAGCGUAAAGUCUGUAUUUAUGGCGUGGACAUAGAUACAGCUUUAAUAGCCCGCGCUAAAAAGGACAAUAGCAAUUGUGAGCAGAUAUCAUACGACUGUGUCGAUGUUAUGGAUAAUGAAGCAUUUGAAAAGGUACAACAAUUUCUGAAAAUCAAUAAUAGAACGCAUUUUGAUGCUGUAUGUUGUUUUUCCAUUACCAUGUGGAUACAUUUGAAUCAUCACGAUGCAGGUCUUCAAGAAUUUCUUCGAAAAUUAUCCAAUAUAGCGAAAUUAUUUAUAGUCGAACCACAGCCUUGGAAAUGUUAUCAAACAGCCGAGCGUAGACUGAAAAAGUCAGGCGAGGUAUUUCCUUUAUUUCUGGAACUGAAGUGGCGAUCACAAGUGGAAACGGAAAUAGAAAACUUUAUGGAAAAUACAAUGCAGAGGAAAAAAGUUUACGAAUCAAUACCAACCAAGUGGCAGAGAAAAAUAUGUUUUUACAGAUGAUAUCAGUUAUUUUAAUUGAUGUAAAUAAUAAAUCAAGUUUUUUUAUAAAAUUUUAAA
Messenger RNA from Lucilia sericata (common green bottle fly), 860 nucleotides. RefSeq names its product probable RNA methyltransferase CG11342. Bases 93 to 803 code for a protein of 236 amino acids. Gene Ontology annotation, cellular component: cytoplasm. The transcript has a single exon. Lineage: Eukaryota; Metazoa; Arthropoda; Insecta; Diptera; Calliphoridae. The record is from RefSeq and is a predicted model, not a curated record. Gene Ontology annotation, molecular function: RNA methyltransferase activity; O-methyltransferase activity. Gene Ontology annotation, biological process: negative regulation of pre-miRNA processing; miRNA metabolic process.